AUGACUGGUGCUCGGUAUUUUUCAAAGCUGGACGCUUCUUCAGGAUAUUGGCAAACCAAGCUUGAUGAGGAAAGCUCGAAGUUGUUGUGCUUCAACAGCCCGUUUGGACGUUAUAAAUUUAAUAGAUUACCUUUUGGUGUCUCAAAUGCAUCCGAAAUUUUUCAGUUGGAUAUCGCAGAAAUUAUUGAAGGUAUCGAAGGAGCCGCAAACGCUCAAGAUGAUAUCAUAGUUUGGGGUGACACAAAAGAAGUCCACGAUCAAAGUCUACACGAGGUGUUGUCUAGAAUUAAAGACUCUGGUCUCAAGCUGAACCGGAAAAAAUGUCAGUUCUGUGUUACUCAAAUCACAUUUCUCGGACAUGUACUGUCUGGUGAUGGUGUCGAUGCUGACCCAAGAAAGAUUUCCGCAAUCAUUGACAUGCCUGUUCCUCAGAAUAAAACUGAACUACAGAGAUUUUUUGAGAUGUGUAACUAUUUGGCUAAGUUCAUACCAGAUUUGGCCAGUGUUACUGCACCGUUUGGUUGUUUGCUAGAAAAGGACACUCCAUGGCAUUUUCAAGCCGAGCAAGAAAAUGCAGUGAAAAGGCUAAAAGAAAUGGUAACGUCAGCUCUAGUCUUGAAGUAUUUCAACCCAAAAGAUCCAAUUAAAGUCACGUCGGAUUCGUCAAAGUUUGGUCUUUGA
This is a messenger RNA of Paramuricea clavata, 681 nucleotides long. The record is from the annotation of a GenBank genome assembly. NCBI's taxonomy places the organism in Eukaryota, Metazoa, Cnidaria, Anthozoa, Malacalcyonacea, Plexauridae.